Molecule: messenger RNA, 1968 nt
Organism: Amphiprion ocellaris (clown anemonefish)
Lineage: Eukaryota; Metazoa; Chordata; Actinopteri; Pomacentridae
Gene: ccr6b
Product: chemokine (C-C motif) receptor 6b
Exons: 4
Coding region: 429-1523 (364 amino acids)
Biological process (GO): chemotaxis; G protein-coupled receptor signaling pathway; immune response
Cellular component (GO): membrane
Molecular function (GO): chemokine receptor activity
Source: RefSeq, a predicted model, not a curated record
GCUGUCUGGCAGGUGAAAGGAAAAGGAACAGGUAGUCAAAACAAAUGGAAAGUUCUCACAGACUCACGCCACCCAGAGUUGGAUUUGAUUGAUUAAAAGCUCUGAGUGGAUUUUAAAACUGGACAGAAGAGGAUGGAAGGUAGUUUUUUUUUCCUUUUUGAGAAAUGGUGUUCCCGCCUUUGGUUUUAACGCUGCAAUCCUCCUUUGAAGAUGGAUCAGCACGUCUGGACAAUCACAGGCAGAAGGGAAGCUGACCAACCAUGAACUCAACCAGCAUGUAGAAGCGAGACCACAGGUCGUCAUGGCGACCCAUUUCCUGCAGAUUCAGACACACAGCAAUAACUCUCACACCGGUGAAGUUCUGCUACCUGGAAGGAAACAUUUAUUCACACUGACAAGAUAAAACCUCAUUCUGCAAGGUUUAAAACAUGCAGUCAGACACUUCAGACUAUGACUACAGUACACAUGAUUACUUAAACGACACGGAUGAUGGGCUGUGCAGCCUGGACCUCCACCCUGUGGAGGUCACCACCAAAACAUACAUCUACUCCAUCAUCUGUGCCUUGGGCCUGAUGGGCAAUGCUCUUGUUAUGGUCACCUACAUAUUCUACAAGAGAACCAAGACGAUGACAGAUGUCUAUCUCUUCAAUGUGGCUGUGGCAGACCUGAUUUUUGUGGUGGCUCUACCGUUUAUCAUAUACAAUGAACAGUACAGCUGGUUAAUGGGCCCUGUGGCCUGUAAGAUUCUGCGGUCAGCCUACAGCAUAAACCUCUACAGCGGCAUGCUGCUGCUGGCCUGCAUUAGCGGCGACCGUUACGUUGCCAUCGUCCAGGCUAGACGCUCCUUUGGGCCUCGCUCACACACUAUGAUCUACAGCCGUCUUAUCUGCUCAGCUGUGUGGGGGUUUGCAGUCGCUUUGACUCUGCCCACACUCAUUUACACCGAGCGCUUUGAAGAGCCCGAUCUAGGAAAUCAGACUUUCACUGUGAUGUGUCAGCUGCAUUUCAUUGAGGGUGACACAGCAAAGCUGAUGAAGGUGAUGGUACCAAGUCUUCAAAUGGCCAUUGGCUUCCUGUUGCCUUUGAUCAUGAUGGUGCUGUUCUACUCCAGCAUCAUGUACACCCUGCUGAGAGCACAGAGCAGCCAGAGGCACAAAGCCAUCCGCGUGGUUUUGGCGGUCGUUGUGGUUUUCAUCGUGUGCCAUCUUCCCUACAACGUGGCUCUGCUGAGCCACACCCUGGAUCUUUUUAAGCAGAGGAGCUGUGAGGCAGAAAAGAUGAAACUCGGAGUCCUGGCCAUUUCCAGAAGCGUAGCCUACCUCCACUGCUGCCUCAACCCCAUCCUCUACGCCUUUGUCGGAGUGAAGUUCAGGAGCCACUUCAGACAAAUAGUGGUGGACCUAUGGUGCUUUAGCAAGAAGUACAUCCACUCUGCUCGAUCGUCUCGUGGGACAUCCGAUUUCUGUGUUUCAGGCUUAAAGUCCUCAGAUGGCUCCAACAACAUGUUGUCGUUCAGUGCGUGACCUGCAGCCAUGCAGGCUGUCCUCUAACCCGAGCUGCAACUUCACUGUAGCAAUACAGUGGAAGGGAUGAAAGCAUCUGUGUAAAAUGCCAAAGGUUUUUAAAUGAAAGCAAAAUGUAGUUUAUAAGAAAUCCAACGUAUCCUGAGUACAUGUUAGCUACCUUCCAUAUAGCAUAGAAUGGAACUCUUUUUCAUGGUAGACUAACAUUCUAACUGAAUGUAACUGAUAUGAUAGAAAACUGAGCUAGAUACAAACAUUUUUAUGACUGUUUUAUUAUUGUACUGGUGUCACCAUCAUGCCAGCCUUUUGUUUUCUUGUUUCUUGUUGCUGUGUAUAAGAUGCUGAGUAAGUCUGUUCAUUUUAAAAAGCUUUACGAUUUUGUAUUUUGUGCAACUACUGAUACUGUUUUGUUACAUUCUGAAUAAACAUUUUGUCUGAAAAAGUG